This is a messenger RNA of Chaetomium strumarium, 504 nucleotides long. RefSeq names its product Ribonuclease/ribotoxin. The record is from RefSeq and is a predicted model, not a curated record. Bases 1 to 504 code for a protein of 167 amino acids. Gene Ontology annotation, molecular function: RNA nuclease activity; RNA binding. Lineage: Eukaryota; Fungi; Ascomycota; Sordariomycetes; Sordariales; Chaetomiaceae. The transcript has 2 exons.
AUGAAGUCCUAUAGCAUCAUCGUCAGCCUCAUGGCCGCUCUCGCAGUCGGCGCGCCGCUCGAAGCCACCAACUCGAACGCCACGGUCUCCAACUCGAAUGGCACGGACACGAAGAUCGUCCCUCAGGCCUUCACCCGCUUCCGCUGCCGCAACAGCGAGGGCGCCAUCACGUUCGACAAGAACCGGGUCUUCGCCAACGUGCAGAACUUCCCGGACCGGGAGACGCCCGGGCUGAGCGGCUACCCGCACGAGUUCAGCAACUUCCAGGGCUUCGCCUGGGACUUCAACCAGUGGCAGUGCGGCAACUACGAGCCGCUCCUCGAGAUGCCCGUGUUCCCCGACGGCCAUCUGUACAAGUGGAACGUGAACCGGAACGCGGCCGGCGGCGAGUCGCCCGGCCCGGCCAGGGCCAUCUACACGGCCACGGGAGUGAUUCAGUUCUGUGGCCUGAUUGCGCACACGUCGGGCAACCAGGGCUACUUUGAUAAGUGUGAGGAGAUUUGA